AUGGCCCAGGAUGCAGCGGAUGACCUUUGUGUCUGCACAAGCUCUAAGGGCUCCACAACACCUGCCUCAGCCACCUUCAUUGCCCUUGGAACAAUUUGUUCUUAUCCGCCCAUUCUGCCCAGGAAACUGACAGACUCCCUGGACCCUGGUUUCCUCUUGUUAUUUUUUCUGGGCACUGUCAAAUGGUUCAACGUCCGAAAUGGUUAUGGAUUCAUCAACAGGAAUGACACCAAAGAGGAUGUCUUUGUCCACCAGACAGCCAUUAAAAGAAACAACCCUCGGAAGUUUCUUCGAAGUGUUGGGGAUGGGGAAACAGUGGAGUUUGAUGUCGUGGAAGGAGAGAAGGGUGCAGAAGCUGCUAAUGUGACUGGUCCAGGGGGGGUACCAGUGAAGGGCAGUCGCUAUGCUCCCAACCGACGCAGUUUUCGUAGAUUUAUUCCCCGGCCACGCCCUGCUGCACCUCCUCCCCUGGUGGCAGAGGCCCCUACAGGGGUAGCAGAGCCAGGUAGUGAAGGGGAACGGGCUGAGGACCCCAGUCAGCGACCUCGCCGACGCCGCCCACCCCCCUUCUUUUACCGACGACGUUUUGUCAGGGGCCCUCGACCCUCCAACCAGCAGCAGCCUAUGGAGGGUACACAUGGAGUAGAGCCCAAAGACCCAGCCCCCUUAGAAGGUGACCAGCAGCAGGGAGAUGAACGGGCACCUCCACCCAGAUUCCGACCCAGAUAUCGAAGGCCUUUCCGUCCUCGGCCUCCACAGCAGCCCACCACAGAAGGUGGAGAUGGAGAGACCAAACCCAGCCAGGGUCCCACAGAUGGCUCAAGGCCUGAGCCCCAGCGCCCACGAAAUCGGCCUUACUUUCAACGUAGGAGGCAACAGCCUCCUGGUCCCCGGCAGACUGCAGCCCCUGAGGCUGAUAACAAAGAGCCAGUACCCCCGGGCCCACCCCCAGCAGGCCCUACCCAUCAGGAGACCCCAGCAGAGGCAGUCAAGCCCAUGCCACCUCCUGCGGACACACCUUCCCAGCCGCGCUUGGAGCCACAGCACCAGCUUGUGGAUACCUCAACCCCUAUAACCAGUGGGGACUCCCCUACCAUCUUACUGGAGUGA
This is a messenger RNA of Dromiciops gliroides (monito del monte), 1110 nucleotides long. Its product is annotated as Y-box-binding protein 2-like. Lineage: Eukaryota; Metazoa; Chordata; Mammalia; Microbiotheria; Microbiotheriidae. The coding region runs from base 1 to 1110 and encodes 369 amino acids. Gene Ontology annotation, cellular component: nucleus. Gene Ontology annotation, biological process: regulation of gene expression. The transcript has 2 exons. The record is from RefSeq and is a predicted model, not a curated record. Gene Ontology annotation, molecular function: nucleic acid binding.